AUGGCCGACUUUGUCAAGCUCUCGAUUUUCGGGACCGUCUUUGAGGUCACCACCCGCUAUGUCGACCUGCAGCCGGUCGGCAUGGGCGCUUUCGGCCUCGUUUGCUCCGCAAAAGACCAGCUCACCAACACCUCGGUCGCCAUCAAGAAGAUCAUGAAGCCCUUCAGCACGCCCGUGCUCAGUAAGAGGACCUACCGAGAGCUCAAGCUGCUCAAGCACAUCAGGCAUGAGAACAUCAUCAGCCUGAGCGAUAUCUUCAUCUCGCCGCUCGAAGACAUCUACUUCGUCACGGAGCUCCUCGGAACCGACCUGCACCGCCUGCUGACGAGCAGGCCGCUCGAGAAGCAAUUCAUCCAGUACUUCCUGUACCAGAUCCUCCGCGGUCUCAAGUAUGUUCACUCGGCCGGCGUCGUUCACCGCGAUCUGAAACCGAGCAACAUCCUGGUCAAUGAGAACUGCGAUCUGAAGAUCUGCGACUUCGGACUGGCGCGCAUCCAGGACCCGCAGAUGACGGGCUACGUCAGCACCCGCUACUACCGAGCGCCCGAGAUUAUGCUGACGUGGCAGAAGUACGACGUCGCAGUGGACGUCUGGAGUGCGGGAUGCAUCUUUGCCGAGAUGCUCGAGGGCAAGCCGUUGUUCCCAGGAAAGGAUCACGUCAACCAGUUCUCGAUCAUCACUGAGCUGCUCGGUACGCCUCCGGACGAGGUCAUCAAGACGAUCUGCUCCGAGAACACGCUGCGCUUCGUCCAGUCGCUGCCCAAGCGCGAGAGAAUUCCGUUUUCGCAAAAGUUCCGCAACGCCGAUCCGAUGGCGCUCGACCUGUUGGAGAAGAUGCUCGUCUUUGACCCGAGGACACGCAUCAGCGCCGCCGAGGCGCUUGCGCACCCCUACCUGGCGCCGUACCACGACCCCACCGACGAGCCCGAGGCCGAAGAGGCGUUUGACUGGAGCUUCAACGAUGCCGACCUGCCCGUCGACACGUGGAAGGUGAUGAUGUACUCGGAGAUCCUUGACUUCCACAACAUAGACAACUCGGGCCAGGACGAGGGUCCGGUUCCGCCUCAGGCCGGCCAAGCCUGA
Pseudozyma flocculosa PF-1 is the source of this 1083-nucleotide messenger RNA. RefSeq lists its product as uncharacterized. Bases 1 to 1083 code for a protein of 360 amino acids. The record is from RefSeq and is a predicted model, not a curated record. Gene Ontology annotation, molecular function: MAP kinase activity; ATP binding. Gene Ontology annotation, cellular component: cytoplasm; nucleus. Lineage: Eukaryota; Fungi; Basidiomycota; Ustilaginomycetes; Ustilaginales; Ustilaginaceae. The transcript has 7 exons. Gene Ontology annotation, biological process: osmosensory signaling pathway; stress-activated MAPK cascade; protein phosphorylation.